GGCGCGAAGCGGAAGCGGCGGCGCAGGCUCGGGCGGGUCCCCGGUGCGCGCAGCGGGCUCGGCUCCCUCCGGCCUCGGCUCCCUGAGAGCCCUCCCCUCCCCGGCACCGACAUGAUCCUGCUCGAGGUCAACAACCGCAUCAUCGAGGAGACCCUCACGCUCAAGUUCGAGGGCGCGGCCGCGGGAAAUAAACCAGAGGCAGUAGAAGUAACAUUUGCAGACUUCGAUGGAGUCCUUUACCAUAUCUCAAACCCCAAUGGAGACAAGACAAAAGUGAUGGUCAGUAUUUCUCUGAAAUUCUACAAGGAACUCCAGGAACACGGUGCUGAUGAGGUCUUGAAGAAAGUCUAUGGAAACUACUUGGUAAAUCCUGAAUCAGGUUACAAUGUCUCCUUGCUCUAUGACCUGGAAAACCUCCCUGCAGACAAGGAUGCCAUCGUGCACCAAGCUGGCAUGUUGAAGCGCAACUGCUUCGCCUCGGUCUUUGAGAAGUAUUUCAAAUUCCAGGAAGAGGGCAAAGAGGGGGAAAAAAGAGCUGUCAUCCACUACAGGGAUGAUGAGACAAUGUACGUGGAGGCGAAGAAGGACCGUGUGACGGUUGUGUUCAGCACGGUGUUUAAAGACGAUGACGACGUGGUGAUCGGGAAGGUGUUCAUGCAGGAGUUCAAGGAGGGUCGCCGGGCCAGUCACACAGCCCCACAGGUGCUCUUCAGCCACAGGGAGCCGCCCUUGGAGCUGAAAGACACAGACGCGGCCGUUGGUGACAACAUUGGCUACAUCACCUUUGUGCUGUUCCCUCGUCACACCAACGCUGCUGCCAGAGACAACACCAUAAACCUGAUCCACACAUUCCGGGACUACCUGCACUAUCACAUCAAGUGCUCGAAGGCCUACAUCCACACGCGUAUGCGGGCGAAAACCUCUGACUUCCUGAAGGUGCUGAACCGUGCCCGGCCCGACGCCGAGAAGAAGGAGAUGAAAACAAUCACGGGGAAGACGUUCACAAGCCGCUAACGCCCGGCGCUGGGAGAACGCCGAGGAGGACAAAGGUCGGGGCACUGCUACCUGAUAAUCGUAGCCUUUCAUGUCGCACCUCUGUGGGCUCAUAAGGAAUUCAAGCAAUCGGGGGUCUGUUUGUACGACAGUAAAUCUGCAGAAACGAGCUGUGCUUGCCAGGACUCCAUCGUCCCAAGAAACAAAACCUUAACUCCACUUUGAUUGACUUCAUUUCUUUUUUUUUCCUUCUGUUUUUUUUUUUAAUGUUUUUUGUUCUCUUUUCAAGCUGUUUUCGCUUUGCAAUAUGUUACCGGAAAGAAGUUGCAGUAUUUCUUAGGAGAAUAAUGCAAUAUUAACUUGUUUUCUUCUGAGCAUUUGAGUUCAAAACUCCUGUAUCUUGAAGAAAUACUGUUGGGGUUCAUUAAUAAAGGAGAUCUUUCUAUCUUAA
Molecule: messenger RNA, 1444 nt
Organism: Pogoniulus pusillus (Red-fronted tinkerbird)
Lineage: Eukaryota; Metazoa; Chordata; Aves; Piciformes; Lybiidae
Gene: ARPC2
Product: actin related protein 2/3 complex subunit 2
Exons: 10
Coding region: 112-1014 (300 amino acids)
Biological process (GO): Arp2/3 complex-mediated actin nucleation; actin filament polymerization
Cellular component (GO): Arp2/3 protein complex; actin cytoskeleton
Molecular function (GO): actin filament binding; structural constituent of cytoskeleton
Source: RefSeq, a predicted model, not a curated record